CUGGGAAGGACGGGCAGACGGGCGGGAUGCGCCCCCCAGGCUGCCCGCGCCCCCGCCGUCGGGGCCCUCCAGGCCGGCCAUAUGGGGGCUUGGAGCUAAGGGCAGCGGCGCUGGGGCGGGAGGGGCCGCGGGGCGAAGAGCGGGCAGCCUUGCGUUAUCUGCACUCCCCAAGUGGGAAACUGAGGCCCGCCGCUCCCCCCCCCCCACCUUCCCAGAGCGCUGGCAGGAGAGCCCAGUGAGCAGCCGCUCCCUGGGGAGGGGGAGCAGGAAGUCGGCCGCGGGGGGGGGGGGGGGCGCCUGUCCGGGCGCCGAACAAAGCCCCUUCCGGCCCCCUCGGCGCAUCCCCAGACCGAGCCCGAUCUCCUGCGGGCGGGGCGAUUUCUCUUCUAGAGCUGGCCCGGGCCUUUGGGGAUCUCCGGCCACACCGGCCACCUCUGCCGUCUGCCGGGGCUCGGGGCAGAGGGAAAGCCGGACCAGAGCCCUGGCCUCGGGGAGGGUGGGAGGGAGGGAGCCCGGCUCCCGGGACGGGGAGGGAAAGAACUGAGGCGGCUGCAUGGAUCCUGGAGGCCAGAGGGAGCAUGGCAGGUAUGCGGGAGGGGCUCACCGGCUUUGGAGACCAAUGAAGGAUGGCUGGAGGGAGAGACCAGAGCCAGGCCCACCCUCUUGGCAGCUAUCGCAGGAAUGGGGGAGGAGGCAAUGAGGGACUUGGAUCAGGGUGGGGGCAGUCAGAAGAGAGGCGCUGGGGUUGGAGAGGGGAAACUGACCAGAGAUGAAAUAGACUGGAGAUGCCAGAGGGGAAACUGACCAGAGAUGAAAUAGACUGGAGAUGCUAGAGGGGAAACUGACCAGAGAUGAAAUAGACUGGAGAUGCUAGAGGGGAAACUGACCAGAGAUGCUAGAGCGGAAAUGGACUAGAGAGGUGAAACUGACAGGCCUGGGUGCCAGGCUACAUCGGGGAUGAGAGGUGGGGGUGCUCAUACUGCCAUAGUUCACCAGCUCACUCAGCCCUUUCUUUCCUGAUGAGCUCAUCUAAUUCGGAUCACCGAAGAGGAUCAUUUGCCCAGCACCUGGCACACCGGAGCUGGCUCUUACUGCCCAAUCUGCCCAGGCCACUUCUUCCCCCUGCUGAUGCUGGGGAUUGGUGGAGGAAGGAAGGUGUUGGCUUGGAGCAGGAUUGGAGCAGGCCCCUGAGGGUGAGGGCGGCUCGGGAAGGCCAUGCUGGGCCUGGAGACUCCAGUGAAGGCUGCUCUGGGCCAGGCUGGGAGUGAGUGGGGACGAGGCCUCGCUGCCUGCUUGAGGGCAGCCCCUCUAGCUUAGUGCUUUGCUUCUGCCCUGGUGUGUGGGAAGGGGCUCAGGCGGGUGCAGGAGGCCCUCUGGAGAGGACCCCCAGCGGAGGCCAGCAGGCACCGCAGCUCUGCCUCCCUUCACCCAGCACCAGAGGUAGACAGGGCAGGCCACGAAUGGGGGCCAAAGAGGCUGGAGGGAGGCCCCUGGGAAGCGCAGAUCCCCAGCCCUCCGCCCAGGCCGGAAGUGUCCAGUGGCCCAGCUCCGUGUCUCUUUCCCACCCUCCCCCCACAUCCUGCCCCAGCCUGGGCCCCAGCAUCGGCUUCCCGUUCGGAGAAGAGGCUGCCUCAGUCUCCUCGGAGAGGUGGGCUCGUGGCUCCUCCUCUGAGCCCAGAGAUGCCAGGGAAGGGGAAGGGGUGGUGGAGCGAGGGGGCCAGCUUGGGGGUGCGAAGGCAGGAAGAGGAGGAGGCAGCCGGGCCAAUCCAGAGCCCAGAAAGGUGGCAUCCUGGGCAGAGUGCCUGGGGGCCACUGGGUGGGCUCGUUCCUCCUUGGGCUCCUCAGUGACCACGGAGGCCCAUGAAGUUUGAUGUGGGUGGCACAGGGACGAGGAGGAGCUGGGCUCUCCCUAGAAGCAGGCCAGGGUUCAAGCUGGGCAAUGCUCACCAGGGGUCCUCUCUGGGGGGUGGGCAGGGCUCCAGGAAGAAAAGGCAGAGCCUUCUGGGGACAGUGCUGCAGGCUGCCUCAGUUUCCCCCGUGAGAUGGAGAGGGCAGGGCUGGGUGGAUGCCACAGGGGUUUCCCCCGGCCCAGAGUCUCUGAGCUGUGUCGUGGGGCCCGUCCGGGAGCAUUCGGGGUUGCCUGUGGAGGGCAGCCAGCCUGGGGGAAUCACGGGGAGUGCCAGGGUGCCAGGAGAGGAGGCUGAGGCUGUGGCGUCCCCGGGAUGGGGCAGCGGCAAGGGCAGAGCAGUGAGGUCAGGUGGGCGGCCACUCCCUGCCCCCUCCUGGAAGCCCUGGGCAGUGCCAGGCAACAGCUGCACAGAGCCAGCAGGGCAGGAAGCUGCCUCCUCCCCCCUCCCUCCACCCACCUGCCCUGGAAAGCUCCUGCUUUCGGCAGCCGCCCCCUCCCUUCCCCAUGCCUCGGUUGCUAGGGGCGAUGCUGCGGGCGGGGGGGCGAGCCCCCAUCGGUGUGCCUCCUCUUGACACUGAGCUGGAGGUGCCAAUUAGCCUUUCAGAGAAAGCCUUUCCUGGCCACAAAGGGACAAGAGGGGGUGUGAGAGGAGAAUGGCAGGCCGUGGGGGCCCGAGGCAUUGUCUCCAUGUGCCAGGCCCUGUGCUCAGCACCCGCGGGUAGGAUCUCAUUUGGUCCUCCCAACCCUGCUGGAAUUAGCCUCCUUUGGCAGGUGAGGAAACUGAGGCAGGCACAAGGGAGGUCCCACAGCUAGGCCCUGGAGCUGAGGGCAGAUGCCAGAUGAGGGCCGUGGGUGCCCUUUGCUGGCCUUUCCCGACCCCGCGCUGGGAUGGGCUUCUCUGCUGUGCCCCCAGCCCAUGGCUCUCAUUUCUAGGUUCCGGGAGCCCAGGCAGCGUGGGGGCCUCCCUUCCUUCUCCCCCUUGAUGCUGGCCCUUUGGGCCCCGGGCUGCGGCCCAGGGGAGCCCCCCCCGAGCCUGUGCCUCCCCUCCCCCCGGCGGCCAUGGGCCCUGAGCCCCCCCUGGCUGUGAGUCGGGGCCCCAGCCACGCCCGGCGCCAUGGCGGUCUCCUGGGACGUGGUCUACAUCGCCGUGGAGGUGGCCAUCGCCGUGCUGGCGGUCCUGGGCAACGUGCUGGUGUGCUGGGCCGUGUUCACGAACACCAACCUGCAGAACGUCACCAACUACUUCGUGGUGUCGCUGGCGGCGGCCGACAUCGCCGUGGGGCUGCUGGCCAUCCCCUUCGCCAUCAGCAUCAGCACCGGCUUCUGCGCCGCCUUCCACGGCUGCCUGUUCAUCGCCUGCUUCGUGCUGGUCCUCACCCAGAGCUCCAUCUUCAGCCUGCUGGCCAUCGCCAUCGACCGCUACAUCGCCAUCCGCAUCCCGCUCAGGUACAACGGGCUGGUGACGGGCGCCCGGGCCAAGGGCGUCAUCGCGGUGUGCUGGGUGCUGUCCUUCGUCAUCGGCCUGACGCCCAUGCUGGGCUGGAGCCACUGCGCCUCCGCGGCUGGCAACAGCUCGGAGGCGCGGGGCUGCGGCGGCGGGCGCGUGCCGUGCCUCUUCGAGGCCGUCGUCCCCAUGGACUACAUGGUCUACUACAACUUCUUGGCGUGCGUGCUGCUGCCGCUGCUGCUCAUGCUGGCCAUCUACCUGCGCAUCUUCCUGGCAGCGCGGCGGCAGCUCCAGCAGAUGGGCGGCGGCGGCGGCGGCGGGCUGCCCGCGUCCACGCUGCAGAAGGAGGUGCACGCCGCCAAGUCUCUGGCCAUCAUCGUGGGGCUCUUCGCCGUGUGCUGGCUGCCGCUGCACAUCAUCAACUGCUUCACGCUCUUCUGUGACAGGUGCCCCCACGCGCCGCCCUGGCUCAUGUACCUGGCCAUCGUGCUCUCGCACACCAACUCCGUGGUGAACCCGCUCAUCUACGCCUACCGCAUCCGCGAGUUCCGCCACACCUUCCGCAAGAUCCUCCGCAGCCACCGGCCGCCCCCCGAGCUGGGCCGGGCAGGCCCCGGGCUGGCCCUGGAGCUCCCGGGCGUCUCGGGGGGGCGCUAUUAAAGGGGCUCUGUGUGUCUGUGC
This is a messenger RNA of Monodelphis domestica (gray short-tailed opossum), 4037 nucleotides long. The record is from RefSeq and is a predicted model, not a curated record. Lineage: Eukaryota; Metazoa; Chordata; Mammalia; Didelphimorphia; Didelphidae.